Messenger RNA from Halichondria panicea, 685 nucleotides. Its product is annotated as cytochrome b-245 chaperone 1 homolog. Lineage: Eukaryota; Metazoa; Porifera; Demospongiae; Suberitida; Halichondriidae. Bases 37 to 600 code for a protein of 187 amino acids. The record is from RefSeq and is a predicted model, not a curated record. The transcript is spliced from 7 exons.
UACCCCAUUACAAUUUUUACUAUCUCUUAGCGCUAUAUGCAUAUCAUGGGCAGCUUGCUAGCAAGGCUGUUCGGUUCUUCCUACUUCUUACAUACUGUUCAAAGGGACACUACUGUGCUGCACUACAGGAGAAAUCCAACAUGGCGCUCACUUCUUCUCUUCCUUGUAUUUUUUGCCCUAACACACUACAUAUCAACUCAAGCCGAAAUACCCUACCUGGGGUAUGUGUGCUAUGCAUUAGGAGUAUACUUUAGUUACAUUGCCACGGAGAAGUAUGAGGAGGUGAUAUUUGACAAAAACAAGGGCACGGUUUCACUCAUGAACUCUAGAUUCCUAGGGAAACACUUACUUGGCUAUCGCAGGCAAAUUGUAAGUGAGCUGAGUGAGAUAAUGACUGUGAUGAUUGACGAGCAAAAGGUCUCUCCUGGGGGAACUGGAUACACGGUUGUUUUGGUGUUCCUGUCGGGGCUCACUCUCUCCCUCACCGCUCAGUGCACGUUCGGGAACAAAACAGAGCACCAGAGAGUACAGGCCGAGGUGUGCAAGUUCUUGGGCAUCCCCUGUCCACCAACCACCACCAGCAAAUCAAAAUCAGACUGAUUGAAUAAUAGUUGACACUUUUUUAAUUGGGUAUAUAACAUGUUGAGUGCCAUUCCCACAUAACAUGUAAAAUUGUUCCUGUCAA